This is a messenger RNA of Eublepharis macularius, 1113 nucleotides long. It is a transcript of the gene LRTM2, whose product is annotated as leucine rich repeats and transmembrane domains 2. Bases 1 to 1113 code for a protein of 370 amino acids. Gene Ontology annotation, cellular component: plasma membrane. Gene Ontology annotation, molecular function: protein binding. The transcript is spliced from 3 exons. NCBI's taxonomy places the organism in Eukaryota, Metazoa, Chordata, Lepidosauria, Squamata, Eublepharidae. The record is from RefSeq and is a predicted model, not a curated record.
AUGUUGUCUUUGAGUGGAAGCUACUGGUGGAGAAAUACACUUUCUGUGAGAUGGAGAGAAGCUAGCCUGCUUGCCUGUUGGCUUUCAUUUUGUGCAGCAGAGUCUCUCGCUGUUUGUCCCUCCUCUUGCAAGUGCAACAGCGGUACUCUGGAGGUGGACUGUAGUGGUUUGGGCCUUUCAUCCAUCCCUGUGGACAUUCCUACAAACACCAGGACCUUUCUUUUCCUCAACAACCAACUAAGCACCUUGCCAGGACAAGCUUUUUCCAAUCUUUCUGCUCUCCAGAGACUGGAUCUUUCAAACAACUUCCUAGACCAACUUCCUGAGAAUGCUUUCAGAGACUUAGUGAAUCUCACUCAGCUACAGUUGAGGAACAAUAGCAUCAGGAGCUUGGACAAAGACCUUCUCCAAAACACUGCUCUUCUGCGUCAACUGGACUUGUCCAUCAAUGGCAUUGCUCAAAUCCCUUCUGGCAUCUUUGAUGAUCUGUCCUCUCUCCGCUGGCUCUCCCUCAGGUCAAACCGCCUGCAAAAUUUGGACAGGGUGACUUUUGAGCCAUUAGUUAGCUUGCAGCAGUUGCAGGUGGGAGACAACCCAUGGGAAUGUGACUGCAACCUGAGAGAUUUCAAAUACUGGAUGGAAUGGUUUUCUUAUCGAGGAGGAAAGAUCGACCAGCUGGCAUGUACCCUGCCUAAGGAGCUGCGGGGGAAGGACAUGCGCAUGGUGCCCAUGGAGAUGUUUAACUACUGUUCCCAGCUGGAGGAUGAGAACAGUUCUACAGUUCUGGACAAUGUUGGCCCUCCUUGCAGUAAGGGAACCCCAACUGCUGCCAAGCCUAAAACAAGUCUGGAAGCAGAAGAGGAGCCCAGUGUGGGUUGCCCCCAGAAACAAAGGUACAGGCCUGUCAGUGUGCGCCGGGCCAUUGGCACAGUCAUCAUAGCAGGGGUGGUUUGCGGCAUCGUGUGCAUCAUGAUGGUAGUGGCAGCAGCAUAUGGCUGUAUCUAUGCAUCUCUCAUGGCUAAGUAUCAUCGGGAACUGAAGAAGAGGCAGCCAUUGAUGGGAGACACGGAAGGUGAGCACGAGGAACAAAAGCAGAUCUCUUCUGUGGCAUGA